CUGCUGCUCGGGUGGACGGUCCACUAUGGAACGUAAGUGGAAUGACGGGCACGAGAUCGGAUGGCAGCCCAAACGCAAGCCCCACCAUGACGGAUGACCGGAGCACUCUCUCUACGGACCCUGGGGAGCCACCCGGGAUGCGUAGCGAGGAGGAACGAUUUCGAACUUUCCAAAACUGGCCAAGCGACGCGCCGGUAACCCCGACGGCCUUGGCAAGGGCUGGAUUUUACUUUCUUGGUGCCGGAGAUCAGGUGCAGUGUUUCUGUUGCGAAGGAAUACUGAGAUUUUGGGUUCAUGGAGACAAUGCGUUGGAGGAACAUAGACGGCACUUUCCCAGGUGUGAUUUCAUUCUGGGUAGAAAUGUUGGCAAUAUACGGCGAUAUAUCGAACCUGGAUCAGACGACGUGGAUGGACAACUUCUGACUCAACUUCAGAGGAUGACCGUGGAUGACCAAGGAGUUGGCGGUCAAGCGGUGUACCCGGAGAUGGAGUCGGAAGAUGCUCGCUUGACCACAUAUCACAACUGGCCGACAGGAGCUUCUGUCCAGCCUGAUGCUCUGGCCAGGGCAGGGUUUUUCUAUACUGGCGAUAUUUUUGUUUUGGUAGGCCAUGGGGACAAUGUCAAGUGCUUCUUUUGUGAUGGGGGUCUGAGGAACUGGGAGCCUGGUGAUGACCCGUGGCAAGAGCAUGCCAAGUGGUUUCCACGGUGUGAGUAUCUGCUCCAAACAAGAGGACGUGAGUAUGUCAGCAACAUCCAGGAGUCCUACUUUCACAUGGGGGAGACAGUUAGUGGCUCCCAAGUUCCUGUUACCCGAGACAUGACCCCAGGAAGUGACGUGGUGGGGGGCCAGGGGUCUGCGGCGGCCCUGCUGUCCCCCGUGGUGCAGACGGUGCUGGGCAUGGGCUUCGAGGCGGCGCUGGUGCAGAGCCUGGUGCAGACACGCUACCUGCUGACGGGCCGCCACUACACCUCCGUCUCAGACCUGGUGGCCGACGUACUGCAGGCGGAAGAGGAGGACCGGCUACGCGGAGAGCAGACCACAGAGCCGCUGGUGGAGAGACAGGGCAACAGUGGCGGAGGGAGAAGAGCGCAGGUCACAGCCAGGGACAAAGCCGCCGCCCUGGCCGACCUGAGUGCGGAGGAGCAGCUUCGUCAGCUGCAGGAGGAGCGCACCUGUAAGGUGUGCAUGGACAAGCUGGUGUCCAUCGUCUUCAUCCCCUGCGGCCACCUGGUGGUGUGCACCGACUGCGCCGCCAGCCUGAGACACUGCCCUAUCUGCCGCGCCACCAUCCGCGGCAGUGUACGCGCCUUCAUGUCGUAAACCAGGGGUUCCCAACCUUUUUCAACUUUGGGCCCACUCAAAAUUGUCAAAAAUGUUCAGGGCCCACCUCUGACCCAAUUAAGAAUAAAACUCAAAUAAAUCAACAACAACACACACCAAAAUAUGAUUAUUAUUUUUGGAAAAUGAUUUCAAGGCCCACUUGGAAUACCUUCAGGGCCCACCAGUGGGCCCCGGCCCAUAGGUUGUGAAUCACUGUCGUAAACGAUAGAGAAAAAAACAAUAACCUGAAGUGUGCCCACCGUCUUCAUGAUAUGAACACCAGUCAAAAAUACAACCAGAAGUGUGUGCCACCAUCAUGUACAAAGAUAAAGCAAGCGACAAACGCAAACACACAAAACUGGAAAAAGAAAGAACUAACACAUACCACACUACCACAUUACAAUCUCACAUGAUUCCCACAGCAUGUACCUCUCUAGUUAUUAUAAAGAUGCGUUCAGGCGUUCUCCCUCAGGCAUGCGCAUACACAGUGCGUAUCACAGACACACUGCAACAACACAUUAAGUCACUGUAGACAUGAGGGACAAACGAAAAAUGAAUAGUUUUUCAUUUAUAAUGAAGGAAACCAUUAGAGUCAUAUACGCUGUGCUACAGUAUUGUGGCGUAUAGCUAUGUUAUAAUGUGAGAUUACACCUUCAGAUAACUGCAGUCAAUAGUAAUGCAGUCUAAUGAAUUCAGCGCUAGGAAGCGGUAUAGGCUUCACACUUCCUCGACGAAGUGAUAGCCUAUCUUGUAUUGCACACACACCAUUGGCCGGGUGUUGGCAUGCCACUUCCAACAGAUGCUUAGUGGUACUAGUGAAACACAUCAGACCAGUUAAGUCACAACAACCCAUUCUCCAGGCUUGCCUAGUCUGGCCAUGUUGGGAGUGUUCCCCUGUUUUGACUGAAUACACACCAUUCAUUGUAGCUGGAUAUAACCGUUAAUAUUCUUAACGCUGGAUUUCCCCAAACCACACCUCACAUUCAUGCACAUUCUUUACAGGAAUAGAUUUGUCUUCUAUGCUCACAGACAUGACAUGACAGUCUUACUCUCUGUUGUUCUCAUAAUAAAGAAGUUCUU
This is a messenger RNA of Engraulis encrasicolus (European anchovy), 2402 nucleotides long. It is a transcript of the gene birc7, whose product is annotated as baculoviral IAP repeat containing 7. Gene Ontology annotation, molecular function: cysteine-type endopeptidase inhibitor activity involved in apoptotic process; ubiquitin protein ligase activity. Gene Ontology annotation, biological process: negative regulation of apoptotic process; regulation of cell cycle; positive regulation of protein ubiquitination. Lineage: Eukaryota; Metazoa; Chordata; Actinopteri; Clupeiformes; Engraulidae. The record is from RefSeq and is a predicted model, not a curated record. The coding region runs from base 42 to 1322 and encodes 426 amino acids. The transcript has 7 exons. Gene Ontology annotation, cellular component: cytoplasm; nucleus.